This is a messenger RNA of Thunnus maccoyii (southern bluefin tuna), 3984 nucleotides long. RefSeq lists its product as uncharacterized. Bases 76 to 3765 code for a protein of 1229 amino acids. Lineage: Eukaryota; Metazoa; Chordata; Actinopteri; Scombriformes; Scombridae. The record is from RefSeq and is a predicted model, not a curated record. The transcript has 19 exons.
CCAGGUUAUUAGCUCACCUGGCAGCAGAGCUGAAGCUUUUCCUCCACAGACAGAGAAGAGUUCAACAGCUUCAACAUGAAGACUGUUGCCUUCAUCAUCGGACUCUUCAUCGGUUACAAGUUCACAGAUGGAACAACAGCUGAAGAUGCUGGCUCACCAGGUGUUCAGUGGGCGUGUCGGGAUCGUUACCUGUGGAUCCACGUGACCUCAGGACAGACGCCGCGAUUUGAGGCUGUAGAUGAAAAUGGCGUCCACACCAUCAGCAAGCAGCUGGCCUCACGCUGUGGUUACACCAUCAGCACCUUCAAGAUGGACGGCUUCACCACCUUCAGAGCUUCAUACUACUCCUGCUUCACCCACAACCAGAACGACGAGGCGUUCACCUUCAGAUUUAACGUGAUGGUGAGCGACGGUGGUGCCGGGUGGAUCAGCCGACCAGUUUCUGCUGUCUGUUCUGGUCUGAGCUGGAGUCAUAGAGAAAUCGUUUGCGAGGAGGACUACAUGGAGGUGAAUGUAAACAGAGAGUCUUCAUGUGGAGGUCAGCGGGGGGAAAGUGGACAGGCGUGGCAGACGGCCUUCUCUCAGGCUCAGAGGACGGCGAGCGCUGCCUGGCAGCUGAUGUUCCUGCAGAGUGAUGGACAGGUGAACGCCAUGUCCAUCAGUGAGGCCCAGACGCAGGGCUACAGUCUGACCGCCACUGCCAAAAGGGUGGUGUUUCGAUCUCAAUACAGCCCGCCGCACGCUGAGAUGAUGAUGGUGGAUGGCGUCCCUGUGGAGGUCGUCCGGGUUUCGCUGUUCUUCAAGCAGAAGCUGAUGGUGGUGAUGAUCGACGUGUCCGUGGUCUGCACAGUCAAUUCAGGUUCUUUCGAUGGUACCCGGCUGCUGUGGGACGUCCCCCGGGUCUUGACGCCUCUGGUCGGGGAAGGAGCAACGUUUGAAAGUCGGAGCCUCAGUCUGGGGGUGGAGGGAGUGCUGCUGGACCAGCACACUGCCUCCACCAGGGGCUUCAGUCUGAUCCAGCAAGGAGGCCUGGUCCAAAUCCAGAUUCCUUUUGGGGCAGAGGGUGGCUACAGGAAGAGUUUGGUGGUGAACAACGUGUACAAGGAGACGUAUGUGAUCUUCCUGCUAUACGAACACAUCUUCUCUCUGCUAUAUGAAGACGGCAGCAGUGUCGACACCAGACACCGACUGCUCAGGGUCCUCGACACGCCGCUGCUCUGCCGACCACCCUUCAGCCUUGACCAGACCGUCAGUGAUGACCAGGUGUUCAGGGUCUACCUGGGAAACAUUCCUGCUGACGUCGUUUUAGAGGAAGUCCAUAUCAACGGGAAGCCGCUGCUGUCAGACACACCUGAGCGAGGAAUCGGCAUCAGUCCUGUUGUUCACGUUAAUGGCAGCCAAGCCUACGAGCUCCAGCUGCCCUUCGAGGACACUGUGGUCCAGUGGACGAACUUGGGUGAAGGUGUGGUGCAGUACUCCAUAGAUAUAAACUUCACUUUAACCAUCAUGCCUCAGAGAGAAUCCUACUACCAUCACACCCUCAUCACAGCACAAGCAUUCAACACAUACCCACCGGAGAUCACUGCUCAGUGCUCGGACGGAGGAAUCACAUUCAGCGUAGUCAGACCACCUCGAGCUGAGAGUCUCUGGGAGGUGGGUGUUGACCAGGAGCCUCUGACACCACAGCUGGCUGCCCAAAGAGGGUACCACCUCCACAGCGACAGCCACAAAACCACCCUGGAGGUCCCUGUGUUCUCCAUUGGAUACACCUACGAAGGCAUCAACCUUUCAAACUUUUAUGGGACAUUUAAGCUUCUUCUGAGAGACUCCAAAACUCUGGAGGUUCAGACGUCCACUUCCAAACACUGCCUCUUCAAAACAGAGGACAUGAUAGUCUGUUCUGCGGAUGGGACCAUGACAGUGGUGACAACUCCGACCUCCACUUGGCCCACGGUGCAGCCUGAAAGAACCAGUCUGCUGGACCCCAGCUGUGGACCCAAACAGACAGACAGAUCCAGAGUCCUGUUUGAGUUCAAGCUGGACUCCUGUGGGACCAGAGCCAUGGUCGGAGACUCGUACGUGGUUUAUGAGAACGAAAUCCUCCAUGACAGACAGCUGAUCGCAGACGGACCAAACUUUAUCUCCAGAGAAUCUCAGUUCAAGUUGACGGUGAGGUGCUUCUAUCCACUCAGUGGAGUCAACAGACUGUCUGUGGAUCGGCUCUUCAGAUCAGAGACGUCUGGAUUUGGUUCAAUCAAAGUCUUUGAGAGCCUUAAAGAUUCAACAAACAAACUCACUGCCCAUGACUGUUCACAUCAGGCUUCUGGAAAUGCCAUCAAUAUCCUGUCAAAACAGGUCCAACAUACCCCCCAAACCCCAGCAACAGGAGGAGUCCUGCCUCACCCUGGCAUCAGGCCUCAGCCCAGACCUGGACCCAGCAGCUUCAUCACAGCACCAGGAGGCCACAACAAGCUGUUCCUCUCCUCCCAAAACCACCAAACCUUUCCAAACAUCAACCUCUCUCCUCCUCAUGAAGUCCCUCUACAGGUUCCAGCUCAUCGUGGUCAUUUCAUGUCCCAGACGGAAGACCAACAUGUGUUUGGGGUUGAGCCAAAUUUGAGCCCCUUCACGUCCUCCAUUGUUGGGAUCGAAAUGGCCAACACUGGAGAAAGAUCUGGCUAUCAGCCUCAGAGUCAGUAUGAUCCUUCUCAAACCCCUCAGCUUUACCCAGUCCUUCAAACACCAGCUCAGUACAGCCAAGACCACAUCAGCAGAAACAAACUGCCCCUGCCUGGCAUAGACACUACCUAUGUCCCUACUGUUGAUGCCACACACAUCACAUCCACAAAUACCAUCCCUGACUUCUCUGGAAACACACUGGUUACACCUCAGCAUCUCAGCACGGAAUCUCAUGAAACCAAAGUCCACCAAAACCCGGAGAGAACUGGGUCCAUCGAGAGGAGGAAUGUGAAGACAAUUCAGUCCAGGGUGCAAAACAUCAGAGUUAAACCUCUGAGAAAAUUAGCUUCUUCUGGACAUCAUCUCAGCCAGAAACCCAGUAUCCCACCAGCUUAUUUACGAAGCCCCAGUCCCUCCCAGUAUGCCACAGUUCAGACAGCUGCCAGCAGUGAUGGGAACCACUGGAUGUCCCAACAGGUUUCUGACCACAGAGGUUCAAACACAAUUAACUGGACACAUUCACCUGAGAGACCAGGUACGCUGAGACAGGAACAAGGAGUUCACAGUGUCAAAGUAAAACCGGAUCAAUCUGCAGGAAUCCGCCUCACCAGUCUAUCCCCAAACCAGCAAGGACACCAGCAGAAACUGGUCCAGUCUGUGGCUGAGACAGGAAACAGUGGGGGACAACAGUCUACUCCAAGAAAAGUCCUUCAACCAGCAGGAGCAUCUCGCAUAAGAGUUAGACCUGCACCCGGUCUCCCAGGAAGACUCCAGACUCCAGACCAGUCCAGACUGCAGAACCUGUACUCUGUAACCGGAGAGGGCACCAGCAGGACGCCCUCCUUCAGUUUCACACUGCAGAACGUCCCGAAAAGCCCUUCCAGCAUCAUAGAAUAUAAACCAACCAAUCCCAACACACCGAGCCCUGGUUCCCACACAGGUCCUGGUGGUUCAGGUUCAGACCUGAAGACCAACACCAGGUCUGACUGCAGUGGUCAGUAUGGAGACAGUGUUCACUGGGGCAUCAUGAGAGGUACCAACACCAGAUCUUUACACCUGAAAGGUGCAAGAAACUCAGAAUCUUGAGUUUGUAGCUUAAUAGGGUUUGUGUGUCUUCUGUCGGCUCUGAAACGUCAUAAAUUACUGUUCAGAUUCUUUUCCUAAACAUGAUCAACAUUAUUUCACUGCUUCAACAUCAGGUUACUGUUGGAUCUGUUUUUUCCCUCUUAGGUAAACAGAUCAGCUGACGAAGAACAGAAACAAAACCGUCUGUCUGAUACAAUAAAGGUUCAGUUUGUUCAUUCA